Messenger RNA from Paraphaeosphaeria sporulosa, 7174 nucleotides. RefSeq lists its product as uncharacterized. The transcript has a single exon. NCBI's taxonomy places the organism in Eukaryota, Fungi, Ascomycota, Dothideomycetes, Pleosporales, Didymosphaeriaceae. The record is from RefSeq and is a predicted model, not a curated record. Gene Ontology annotation, cellular component: nucleus. Gene Ontology annotation, molecular function: RNA polymerase II cis-regulatory region sequence-specific DNA binding; DNA-binding transcription factor activity, RNA polymerase II-specific. The coding region runs from base 142 to 6789 and encodes 2215 amino acids. Gene Ontology annotation, biological process: regulation of DNA-templated transcription.
CCUGCCCGUUGCCGUGAAAGACCAUCACCGCGCAACCUGUAUACUGAACCACUACGUCUGCAGCUCCAGAGACCCAUUGUGCGACACCCGAGUCCAUGUUCAGCUCCGCGAGAACAAGCACGACCCUUUCAGCCCGCUCUCAUGUCGUCCUCGAGAUACACCGACAGCCGAUACGUUCGCGACAGAUCGCCAUUCCGCGACAGAAGGCAAUCCGCAUACGGAAGCACAUACCCCCCUAGACCAAACGAUGCUGGCGCACGAUUGAGCACAGAUUCCAGCGCCUUCCCUCCGAGGGACACGCCCCGCGGUCCCAAGUCCCUAGAAAAUGCGCCGCGAGGGCCGCCGGCUGGAGGUCCCUCUGGGGUGCCCUCAGCACCGCGCGACGGUCGAGGAGGAGGCUUCGCGGGUCGUGGAGAGAGGCCAUCAUUGCGUGAUGCACCGCCGCUUUCGAGCGUCCCGCACCCGCACCCACCGCACAAUUCCUGGCGGGCUGCAGAUCGAGAUCGCGACCGAGACUUUGACCGCGAUCGACGAGACAGACGACCCUCCCCUCCUAGACGCUCGCCGGUUAGAGAUGUACGUGACACCCGCGAUCAACGAGACUUUCCAUCCCGCGAUCUUGAUAUAAGCCGCGCGAGGCGCAAUUCUCGAGAUGGCCCACCCUCGGCAGGCUCCACGUACUCAGACGCUCCACUUACUACCGGCUCGUCCUAUAGAGGCAGUGGAUUUGCACGUGGAAGAGGUGGACGGGACUUCCACGGCGAGGGUCGAGGACGAGGCAGGCCCAUGUAUGCAGAUGACAGGGAUCGGCAUCAUGACGCACGUGAUCGUAUGCCUGAUCGAUCGUAUCGACCGCGAAGCCGCUCAAGGGACCCCGUGCGACGUGAUCGAGAUCCGCGUGAUGAGCGUGAUCGAGACUUUGACCGGAGAGAACGGGACGACCGCAGAUUCGUACCGAGAGAGUACGACUCUUAUAUUGGACCGGCAGGUGCAAAACCAGGACCACGGGCGCUUGACACACACCGUGGAAGCGCCACGCUUGAUACAAGACAUCUCCCUGGAACACCCACGAGCGCGAUCCCGCAUUCGACCCACCACUCACCUGCUGAACGACAUGGUCCGUCCGUGGAUUCCUACUCGAGACGUGCUUCAACUGCGUCAGAGGCACUAGGCAACAAGGAUGCUAGGCGCGAACCUGGACGAGACGAUCUUCUCCUUGCAAGCCGUGCGGAAGCUUCGAGGGAACGCUAUGCGCCGCGCGCAUCGUCUCCUCCCGCCGCGGUACCUGCGUUUGGCUCUAAUGUUUGGAGAAACCCCCUUCUCGAUGCGAAGCCCGCGACCGCCUCGCAACCUCCGAAACCAGCGCAAGCUGCACUUUCGGCGCCUGUCCCGGCUGCUCCUCCUACGGCUCCUACCACCACCGUAGCCCCGAAACCAAGCGUACCGGCUGGGCUAUCGACUGCACCUCCCACCGGACCUAAAGCCGAUCGGGCUCCUGAGCGACCACCCCCGGAUGUUCCGUCCCAAAUGCAGGGUUUGGGUCAGAGGCAGGAUAGCAGGUUAGCUUCGUCAGAGCCAUCACGUACUGAGUCGCGCCCUUCUCUCAUGCCACCGGCAUCGAGCAACAGCGGCCUUCCAGCUUCUAAUGCGGAAUCGAAGCCGUCGGCUCCUAUGAGCAGUAAUGCUCCAAACUCGGUAAUCUCGCCUCCUGCAGGCCCAGCAGCAACGACCCGAGCUCCUCCCACUGGACCUCAAGCAGCUCUAAGAGCCAACGUAUCGCCGUCUUACCCAAGACCAGCGCGUCUUCCUUACGUGAAUAAUCCGCGUGAUCCGUCUCCAAGCGCAAUACAGCCAGCCUUAGGUUCCCGCAACGGCAGCGGAAGUGGCGCAUCUAUGAUGCUAAGCAACACGUCUCCAAAAAGUCUGCCUGCGAAUAUUCCAACUGGGCCCAAAGCUGAUAGAGGGAACCCAAUGGCUGCCCGAACCCCAAUGUACCCACCUCCUGAUCGCCCUGGCUUUCCGGCUCCGCGUAUGCCUAUGAAUGGGCCACCCAAGAGCAUGCAGUGGGUGAGACCAGGCCUGAAUUUGAAUAAUCGUACGACAAUUCCUUCAAAGCGCGAAUAUCCUUCCGAUGAUCGCGACCGGACCUUUGGCACGGCUCCUAAGGCUCCUAAGCUGGAAGCGAGCAUUUCUGCGCCAGAGUCUCAGCGUGCCGAGAAGGCCAAGUCGGUUUCACCUUCCAUCACUCGACCCUCUAUGGAAUCUGAAAUGACUCGCGACCGAAGAGCAUCCGGGGACUAUCGCAAAGCCUUCUCACCGAAACCCACAUCAAUCGAAACGCGACGCUUUUCCAACGUAUCGAUGGCAGAAGCACCUUCGGUCCCUGAAAAACCGCCUUUUUCGGCAGCAUCGUCUGGUCCCGAAGCUCUACAGGACUCGGAUGAUGAUCUUGAUCUCGACGAGGAUGAUUUUGCGGAGUCUGAAGCCAAGUACAAUCGCGAAAAAGCGUUACUGGAAUCAAAACGAAUAGAUCUCAGCGCACCGCAUUUGCGCGCUACAACUCCCCUACAAGAGAUUAUUUUGUUGGCGAGCCUGACCACAGAUCAUCUUCCCGAAGAAGAACUUAAGCUUGCAGCUGAAGCGCCGACUUUUGUACCUUCGCCCAAGACAUCUUCGGUCGCUCCCCCAGAAAACAAUCUGAACGAGCUCCCGACACCGAAACCCGAGGAUUCCGAAGAUGUGAAUAUGGAAUACAAGCAUGAGGAGGAGGAAAAGCAAGUAGCUCCAGCAACACGCGCACUACGUUUGCGUCGCAGUACUAGUGAUGAUCUGGAAGAUGUCCCUGAUCUUAGUUCGCUUCCGUUCCUUGGCUCUGGACCGCCAACGCCGAUAUCCGAACUGGAAGGCCCUCGCAUGUCCGAAUCCGUCAUGCUCGCCAUCCGUAACAAAUUGAGAGAGAACAUUGAGCCAGAACUCGAUGCUGAUGAACAAUUGGAAAAUUACGCUACAGUAUAUCGACAAUGGCGUAAUCAUGUUCGCAAUCUUGAUCGGCUGAACGAUACGGACGGUCACGAGCGGCCAGCAUCCGCGGAGCCGAGUGCACUGGCGACAACUCCAGGGAUCGAGACAUCUGCAACAGGCCCGAUUUUAGACAAUUCAGCACCCACCACUGGCCGCCGAGGCCAUCGAUGGGCAACUGAGCUCGACCUCGAGAUUGCAAUGCAGGAAUCUCUUAGGACCGCUGAACUGGAGAGAGAGCAACACGAGAAGGAACCGAAGAGAUCAAUGGCAGAUCCGGAGAAAGAAGCAGAUGUGCCACCGGAACUAACUACAUACGAGGUGCAGCGACGGAGAUUCAUUGACACCAACUUCCAGCGCGAGCCCGGCCAAGGGAUUUUUGCGUUCCACUAUGAGCCACCUGAGGACGAUUUCACAGAAGAGGAACAUCGAAUCAUGGUGCAACAAUAUAGGGAUCAAUACGCGAAGAAGUGGGGGAAACUAGCGGAGAUCUUGUACAAGGAAGCUGGCACCAGCAGAACAUACAAAGACUGUAUCAAUCAUUACUAUGCCACCAAAUGGCAAAGAGAAUAUAAAGGUAAAGUCAGAAGGGGACGAGGUGGACCAAGGAGAAGAGGUGGAAACACUCGUGGUCGUGGAGCUAUAGCUAACAUGGACCGGCUUGAUCCGUCAGGAGAAGAUGGUCUUCCCCCGGCCUUGACGGAGACUGGACGACCACGGCGUUCAGCUGCACCGACAUUUGGAGCGGAAACGGAUAUAGACACAACAGCAUCCACACCAACCCCAGGUCGUCUUCGCAGGCAAACAGAUGCGGAUGGGACACAGGAGAAGGCUGGGCGUCGCGGGAAGAGCGCGAGGGAAAAAGGAUCGCGGAAAACUAAGGCUCAGCUCCAGGCGCAGGCGCAGGCGCAGGCACAGGCUCAAGCACAGGCUCAAGCACAGGCGCAAGCACAGGCGCAGGCUGAAGCUCAAGCCCAAGCGCAUGCUCAAGCGCAAGUGCAACCUUUUGCUGCUGCUCCAGUUGGAUCACCCGUCAAAGUUGAUCGCAAAGCGAUGGGCGUAAAGGUGGAGGAUGAGUUUAGCAAGCUGGGAGAAAUGGCCCUUCCAAUGCAGCCUGGCAUCCACGAUGAACAAAUGAUUCUUCAGGCAGAGCCCCAGUAUUACCCUAUGCCCGGUAUGACGGAACGGGCUCGAUUACAACCACCUAGCGCCAGGCCUGGACCUUCGAGUUACUGGUCAGUCACUGAACAAACAGACUUCCAGAAGAACGUUGCCCAUUUCGGAACUGACUGGGCGGCAAUUGCCACACAUAUGGGCACCAAGACUCAGACUAUGGUGAAGAAUCAAUACCUCCGGCUUGUAGAGGGUGGAGCGAAAGAUCUCGAAAGAGCAGCAGAGGAAGCCGAUGAGAGACGUAAUCGCGGCGUCGACAUAGGACAGCCACCAGUCCCUACCCCCGCACCAAAAAGACGUUACGAAAGCACUCAGGUCACUGUCCCUCGGACUCUUGCGCCGACCCCCGAAGCGGCUGGAGCCUUCGGUAUGGUCGUGUCAAAGGCAUCGCCUCCCAGCAUGUCGUCCGCAGCUAGAUUUUCCAACAUUGCACAAGCCCCCCAGUCAAAAUCACUGGUUCCUGGUACGCCAUAUUCGAUGCCCGACUCUUCGCUUGUGUCAAUCCCUCAGCAGCAUUCUCCUCCGACCCAUGCUGUACGACAACCGAUGCCUCCUCAUAUGUCCCAGUUGGACUCCCGUCGUCCUGGCCCUCUCGCAGGCUACUUUUCUGAUGAACUUCCGAGGGGCAUGGAGCAUCGUCCACCCUCCCAACCAUCCAACAUGCCACCAAACUCUCGAGCUUUGCAGUCUCAUGGCCAACCACAAAUGCAGGCGCAACCAUCAUUAUUCCGCCCCUCUUUCCAAGAACGGGAACCUCCAAGAGCGGAAACGCAGCAGGAUCGAUUCCAGCCCCAGCACGCUCGUCAUGUCUCCGGAGAAAUGCACAAAGGCAGGCCUUUUGGUUCUGUCUCAGUGCAAGGUCGUCCUGCCCUAGGUGCCGGAUCGCCAGAGAGUCGGCCCCUCUCUUAUCAGCAUCGUCACCAGCAAUCACUGAUGGAGAAUCCGGUACCACCGCCAAGUUCACUACCGCCUGCGCAAUCCCGUGCUGCUCUUGCGACUCCGCCUGUCAAAGAGGAGCCUAGGCUCUAUCCAGUUCCCCACCAACGAUCGCAGUCUCAACAACCGAUGCAUAUGCCCACGCAGCCGCAGGGUUACGUGCCGCCACCGCCAACCGCUUCAAGUGCCCCUAAGCCUGCCACUGAACCUAGGAAGUCGAACUUGAUGUCUCUUCUCAACGACGAUCAGCCUGAAGAGCCGAAGCGAAAGAAACCUGAGCAAAGCAUACCGUCGCAUACUCCGACUCCACAACAACAGACUCCCGUUGCACCGCCUCCCCCGGUUCCACAGUCUCUUCCACCGAGAAGGGAUCCUUACGCUGAAGCAACGACACAACCGCCAUAUGGUCGCCUACCCUAUGCGCAACAACCUGGUGUGUCGCAAAUGCCAGGCCGGCAGGUUGUCGAUCUGACAAGGGAACAAGCUGCUGCAGGACGGGCUUCGCGUGAAGAGUGGUCGAGACCAUUUCCGGGCCACAGCCAGGCACCGCAGGGUCCUGGCAUCAACUCCCCUCAUCAGCAACCUGCUUAUACGGACAGAUCCGCCUUUAUGGGCAAUCAUCGAUCCCUCCUGGCGCAACACAAUAAUCCACGUCACAAUCCAUCUCCGCCCCCGCUGUCCGCAUUCCAAAAUUCGCCACACCUGCACUCUCGUACCCCUAGUUUAAGCGGACAACCUGGACAACAGCCUCGUCACAGCAUGAGUGCGGCAGCCGCUUCACAACAUGCUCAAGCAUCUGGUGGAACGUCGCAAAUACUCCAACCUAAUCCGUACGCACAGGUUGAUCCCCCAGGCGGAAACUCGCAGCCCUCAGCUACCGUUGGCAUGCGGCCCAGCCCCCACCUCCAUACCAACCACUUGGUGGGGCAGCGGGAUGUACACGGUCGCAACGAGCAUGCACAAGUUCACAAUGGUGGCUUAGCGUACCCCAAUCCUCAAACGCCCAGCGAACAACAUCCCGGAGGCCAGCAUACGCGCGCUCCAAGCAUGGCGGAUCAGUUUCGGCGGGAUCCACGCGAGAUGCACCAUGACUUCGAUCCACGCACUGACAAUCGUGAUAUGAGUCGUGAGAUACAGCAUCGUGCUGAUGCGUUGCUCCGCGAACGCGAACCUAUAAUGUCGCGCUCCACAGGGCCACCUCAGGCCCACCAAGAUCCUCGCUACCAACCUCCACAAGACAGAUCCUAUGGUGGGCAGCAGCGCUCUCACACUCCGCUCUCGCGAUCAGAGCACGGUCCGCCGCCUUUGCAGCAUCCUCCUCGCUCAUCUUUAGGCGAGAGCCACCCUCUCUUCGGCGGUCCUCCUCGACCCGAAGAACGCUUUCGGGAUCCAUUCGCCCGGGAGAACAAUCGCUUGCGCGAGGAACAAACUCAGCGUGAAGAGUUCUUCGCUGGACACCGUGAUCGAGAGCGUCGAGAACGGGAACUCCACGAAAUGAGGGAGCGCGAUGUACAUAUGCAACGGGAGAGGAUGAUGGGAAGGGGUCCCCCACAAGGACCGCCCGCAUCCGACCAGAGGGGCACGCCAGGCCCACCCCAGGGCCCCGGUGGAAUGGACUGGGCGAACGCCGUGCCUAGGCAGCACGGCGAAUGGCGCCGGUAGAGUUAGUAGUUUCCUUCAAAAGUAUGAUUCUUCAUUUCUAGGCAAGUCUUGGAGAGAUUUUGCUAUUUGGGAUGGCACGCAACCUUGACGGUGUCUUUUCUUUGUCUGGCGGCGGUAUACCCGUAUUCUUUUGACGGCGCGGGAAGCAGGGCAGAUAGGCAACAUUAUUCUUGCGUUGCCCAUUUCUUGUACAUGAGCUCUCGGACGCUGGAGUUUUGUUACGCCAUUCUGGUGACGAGUGGGGUUCCUGGGUAGGCCAUUUGGCAAGGGUUUCGGGUCUGCAUGUACAGCGUUCAAGAGAAAGGUUGCAUCGCUGGUUGGGGUUCGGCUGUGGGGUAUAUUGAUUGAUGUGUACUAUAUACGAUACGUGAGGAAUGUAUUUUUU